AUGCCACCCGAAAUUUUUGACUAUGAUUUAGAUAAAUCCGAAUUCAUUGAUAAAACGUUUAAUAAUGAUAAUAAUGAUGCUAAUUUAAAUGAAGAAAAGGAACCAAUUCCUGUAGUUUUAGUCGAAGGGUUUAUGGGUCCAGGCAAACCUUCUUAUUGGGGUCCAUUACAAUCAUUUUUUUCAAAUUCUUGUAAUAAUGCUAGUGUAGAUAAUAAUGCUAGUGUAGAUAAACAACAUCCUAAGACUAGACGUUGUAUUUUCGUAACACCUGGUUGUGGAAGUUCUUUAUACGAUAGAGCUGUUGAAAUUUUUUAUCAAAUUAAAGGUGGAAGAGUUGAUUAUGGAAAAGCACAUGCUCUAAAAUAUGGCCAUUCGCGUUAUGGCCGUGAAUAUCCAGGUAUUUUAUAUACAGGAGGUGUAACUAUUUGGAAACUUCAACAAUUACUCGCAAGUGAUUUUUUCCCAGCACAUUUUGAACCUCACCCUGAUAUGGUUCGAUCUCUUACAGCAGUCUCAGCUCCAUUCAAAGGAAGUCAAGGUGUUUACAUAUUGGGUAGAUGCACAGAAGACAUAGGAUCGGUCCGUCCAUUUAGUUUUGGAGCUUGGCUUG
Molecule: messenger RNA, 610 nt
Organism: Racocetra persica
Lineage: Eukaryota; Fungi; Glomeromycota; Glomeromycetes; Diversisporales; Gigasporaceae
Source: the annotation of a GenBank genome assembly